AGAUAAGAAGACGCGGGAUAAGGCAACAAAACAAUUAGCCAGCUUUCUCUCGAAUUCUUCACCGGCUGAGCUCUCGAAGACCGAGCUUGCAAAACUAUGGAAAGGCAUAUUCUACUGCUACUGGAUGUCAGACAAGCCUCUUGUCCAGCAAGCCCUGGCGAGUGAACUGGCUGAGCUCUUGCUCACGAGCACGUCCACAGAGGCUUCGUUAGCUUUUCUCUCUGGGUUCUGGGAAGCGACAGUCCGUGAAUGGAAUGGGAUUGACCGCUUACGGAUGGACAAGUACUACAUGCUUAUUCGUCGAUUCACAAAUGCGUCCUUCAGACUUCUCAUCCGAGCGAAGUGGGACUCUGAGACUGUAGAUGCGUAUAACGGCAUCUUGACGAGAAAGGGCGGGCCAUUGUGCCCGGACGAUAUUCGUGUUCCGGCGAGCUUGUCGUACCAUCUUUCGGAUAUCUAUCUUGAAGAGCUUGACAAAGCAAUGGUCAACUCACCUAUACCUGACCCUCAGCCAGCCCCUCUGUGUACAUUACUGUCGCCUUUCUUCAUCCUCGCUGCCCGCACGCCUUCAAAUAUUACGUAUCAGCGCAUACAGUCUGCUCUGAUCGACCCACUCUUUGCUGCCCUCAAGCCAGUUCGUGUAGAAUCCGAAUCCGAAGAUACCUCUCGAAGAAAGCGACAACGUCUGGAAGAACCGGACUACUCAAAUCUUAUCCUGAAAGACGAGUACGAAAAUCUCGUCAUCGAGACCGAGGCCAAGGUGCUCAGGCGCGACUCUGAACUUGUCGGCCGUGGCUCGUUCGUCCCGCUGUCUGCCAUUCGAGCAACUUUUUCUGAAUGGGAGGCGCCCCUGGCCGCGCUCCAAGCUCUCGUGGACAAGCUGCAGGCAGAGCAGCACUGGCCUCCCGGAACGCUCAUCGACAUGCUCAUGAACAAGGCGCGCACGGGCGUGCACCGCAUAUCCGACAUCAUCUCCCGUCUCUCCGAAGCCGUGCAGCGAGUCUGGCGAACACAACUCAUCGCGUUCCUCGUGCACGGCACCCUCUCCCCAACCGACCCCUUUGUCUCUGACAAGUACGUCCUGCUCGAUGGUGCCAUUCCCCGCUGUGUCUCAGCUCAGUCGCGCGAGUCCAUAGUAUACGUCGGGCGCGCGAUCGGCACCGUCAAGGCGGCUAAAUGGCAGAAGCAGCUCCCGCGGAGCCUGGCGAUGGAGCAUACGAAGAUGCUCGAGCGCGUCCUGCCGCAGGAUCAACACGCCUUUGACCAUAUUAUUGCGGACAUCCGCACGAAUGUCAGCGAAUGGCUCUGGCUCAACGUCCUCACGCGGAAAGAUGUCGAGGACGCGGUCGACUCUCUCGCAAAUUAUUUCCUCUUACGCAACGGCGAAUUUGGGCUCGCCGUCAUCCGUGAAAUUGAGCGGCUGAAGAUAUCGCGGUUGACCGCUCGGGCGGGCCCUUCUACUAUGAUCAGGGAACAAGACCUACACCUAGCCCUACUCCGCUCUUCUCUAGGAACAACCGCACAACAUGACCCUUCCCUCUCGCAUUUGCACUUCCUCAUGCCUUCGGGUCCCCUCCGUCCCCUCCUCCCAUCCCUCGCAAGUACAGCAGGAAAGAACGUCUCCGCCUCCGGCCAAGAACAAACCACCUUCGACGACCUCCUCCUGGGCACGCCGCUCAUCCUCACCUACACCGUCACCUGGCCGCUCGAUCUCUUCCUCCAGCCCUCCGACCUGCACAUCUACGCCGCGCUCUUCGCGUACCUCUCCUCGAUCCGCAAGACGCACACGCGCAUCCACGCGUGCUGGACGUCACUCUCGAACGCGCAGAGGGCGCGGCGGCGCUGGACGGGCCUCGGCGAGGGCGGGACCGCCGAGGACCUCGAGGUGCGCCAGGCGCUGCUGAGGUGCGGGUGGGGGGUGGUGAGGGAGAUGAAUUGGUUCUUGGAGACGCUGCUGGAGUAUGUUAUGACGGACGUGGUAGAUGCGGAGUUUCGCAGGUUGAAGGUGCAGCUUGGGCAGUCAGGCAGUAAUAAGGAUACAGCAGGUGCUGGAGGCUCUGGUGUUACGCCCUCUCAGUCGACUAGCUCACAAGUCGCACGGGGCGUUACGCCUUCUCACUCGGUCGGUUCGCAAGUUGGGCGCGGCGGGCUGCCAGCAAGCGCAAGUGCUUCCGGCAGCACCUACUUGGACUUUACCACCUUGCGGAAUAUUCACAGCACAUAUCUGGAGCGCCUCCUGGUGGGCAGUCUGGUGGCGAACUCUGAGCUGACAUGUAUCAUCCGCCCCAUCUUGGAGGUGUGUGAGCGCUUUGUCGCCCAGGUCGAGAGGUGGGGCGGAGAUGUCCUCCCGGCGCUGCUGUUCGAGGGUAGCAUCGGGGCUGAUGAUAGCACAGUCGGCGGGAUGGUGAGGGAACGCUGGGCUGUCGUGGCUGAGAUCAAUGAUACUCUACAUUCACUCCUAGAGUCAUUCUACGAGCAGCUGUCGACGUCAACGUCCAAGCAGCCGUUUAACGUGACAGGAGACGCGUCCAAGUCCAUCCUUAUGAACAAGAGUGUCGCGAAUACUACCGGUUUUCAUACGACAUUCGUGCGUCCCAGAGCGGGGAGAGGCAAUGCUGACGGGGACGGAGACGUGAGACGACACGUCGAACGCCUGUUACUACGCCUGGAUUUUAAUGGGGGGUUCUCGGGCCCUAGGAUUAGACAGCGGACGGCGGCGAAUGAUGCGGAGGAUAUUCUAAAGCAAGGAGGGCUCGCGUAGGAUGUCAGAUAUUAGUGAAUAUAUCCCCGCGAAGGGAAACUGUAGACAGCGCGAAUUCCAUAAGAGCUGUG
Messenger RNA from Gloeophyllum trabeum ATCC 11539, 2832 nucleotides. RefSeq lists its product as uncharacterized. Gene Ontology annotation, molecular function: gamma-tubulin binding; microtubule minus-end binding. Bases 125 to 2761 code for a protein of 878 amino acids. Lineage: Eukaryota; Fungi; Basidiomycota; Agaricomycetes; Gloeophyllales; Gloeophyllaceae. The record is from RefSeq and is a predicted model, not a curated record. Gene Ontology annotation, cellular component: gamma-tubulin complex; centrosome; equatorial microtubule organizing center. The transcript is spliced from 7 exons. Gene Ontology annotation, biological process: spindle assembly; rRNA processing; microtubule nucleation.